Messenger RNA from Candoia aspera, 8148 nucleotides. It is a transcript of the gene PTPN13, whose product is annotated as protein tyrosine phosphatase non-receptor type 13. The record is from RefSeq and is a predicted model, not a curated record. Bases 1 to 7356 code for a protein of 2451 amino acids. Gene Ontology annotation, molecular function: protein tyrosine phosphatase activity; phosphatidylinositol 3-kinase regulatory subunit binding. Gene Ontology annotation, cellular component: cytoskeleton; nucleus; cytoplasm. NCBI's taxonomy places the organism in Eukaryota, Metazoa, Chordata, Lepidosauria, Squamata, Candoiidae. Gene Ontology annotation, biological process: peptidyl-tyrosine dephosphorylation. The transcript is spliced from 46 exons.
AUGCACGUGUCAUUAGCUGAAGCCCUUCAAGUUCGGGGAGGACCACUACAGGAAGAAGAAAUAUGGGCUGUAUUGAAUCAAAGUGCUGAAAGUCUUCAAGAGUUACUCCGAAAAGCUGAUCCAACUGCUCUGGGCUUCCUUAUUUCUCCAUGGUCUCUUCUGCUGCUUCCAUCUGGCAGCAUAUCUUUUACAGAUGAAAAUGUUUCUGAUCAAGAUCUGCGAGCAUUUACAGCACCAGAAGUUCUCCAAAAUCAGACGCUAUCAUCUCUUUCUGAUGUUGAAAAGAUUCACGUUUAUUCUCUUGGAAUGACCCUUUAUUGGGGAGCUGACUAUGAUGUUCCAGAAAGCCAACCAAUCAAACUUGGGGAUCACCUGAACAGCAUUCUGCUUGGAAUGUGCGAAGAUAUCGUUUAUGCUCGUGUGUCUGUACGGACAGUUCUCGAUGCCUGCAGUGCUCACAUACGGAACAGCAACUGUGCACCUUCUUUCUCAUAUGUGAAACAGUUAGUGAAACUGGUUCUGGGGAAUUUGUCUGGGGUAGACCAGCUUUCUUGCACAGGGGAGAAAAAACUUCACGCUGACAGGAGCCAGGCCAUUCGGGAGAGGCUGAGAGGAAAAGGACUUCCCACAGGAAGAAUGGCUGAUGAUACAGCUUGUUACCAGGCCCCAUUCUCUCAACAAACCAUGCUUAACAAAGGGCUUAGUAAGUCAUUGGGAUUCUUGUCAAUCAGACACUCACAAGGUGAAGAGUUUUGUCAAAAUACUGCCUCUGAUUACAAUUCGGGCCAUGAUGGAAAUACAGAUACUUACUGUCCUUACUGGUACAGAGCUUCCAACUUGGAAAAGAAAGCCAACAGUGAUCCCAAACGAAAAGUAUCGGCUUCCUCCUCUGAUUUGUUGUGCACAACUGACAAAGUCAGAGAGAGAGACUAUCUUGCAGAUUCUCAUAAGCACCAUCAUCAAGCUGCAACAGUUUCAGCACGGACUUCAGGAACUCCCAGAAACAAAGAAGGAAGAUAUUCUGAUGGGAGCAUAGCCCUUGAUAUAUUUGGCCCGCAAAAACUAGACCAGGUGCUUCACGUGUCAGAGACAUCAACAUCGGCGGCCUUAUCAUGUGCAUUUGAUAGGAUCAAAGAGAGGCAGAAGAAAUUGCAGUUGCUAAGAGAAGCCAUGAAUGUAGAAGAGCACGUACGGAAAUAUAAAUCUUACCAUAGCGAUGUAUGCAGCACUGACAGUGAGAGCCCAUCACUCAUUUCCUCUGAGACAGAUUUUAGACAAGUGAGGAGGUUUGAAGCUCUGAAAGAUGAGUCCAGUGGUUCUUCCUUAAGAGCAGAUGAUACCUCUCCAUCACGUCGAAACCAAGGACAAAGACUGAGGCAGUAUGAAGCAUCUCUUGAAGACAACCUGUUGAGCCAAGAAGUAAUGUUGAAGCGCCAAGAGGAGGAGAUGAUGCAGCUGCAAGCUAAAAUGGCUCUCCAGCAGUCUCAGCUCAGCCUGUAUCCUGGAGACAUAGUGAGGCCGACCAUGCUUGAUAUGACAAAGGAUCCUCUAAGAGAAAUUGCUUUGGAAACAGCCAUGACACAAAGGAAGCUAAGGAAUUUCUUUGGUCCUGAGUUUGUAAAAACUACCAUUGAACCUUUUACCUCCUUGGACCUGCCAAAAUCAAUUCUGAACAGGAAAGGGAAGAAUGAAGACAAUCGUCGGAAAGUCAACAUCAUGCUUUUAGGUGGGCAAAGACUGGAACUGACUUGUGAUACCAAGACCAUAUGCAAAGAUGUAUUUGAUAUGGUAGUUGCCCAUAUUGGUUUAGUGGAGCAUCACUUGUUUGGGUUGGCUUCUUUAAAAGAAAAUGAGUAUUUCUUCAUCGACCCAGAGCUGAAGCUAACUAAAGUAGCUCCUGAUGGCUGGAAAGAAGAACCCAAGAAAAAGAACAAAAACACAGUCAACUUCAUCUUGUUCUUCCGGAUUAAGUUCUUUGUGGAUGAUAUUGGUCUGAUACAGCACACGCUGACGUAUCAUCAGUAUUACUUGCAGUUAAGGAAAGAUCUUCUAGAAGAGAAGAUACAUUGUGAUGAUGAAACAGCCUUAUUGCUGGCCUCCUUGGCCCUCCAGGCAGAAUAUGGAGAUUACCAAGCUGAAGUACAUGGCCUAUCCUAUUUCAGAACAGAACACUAUUUGCCAGCAAGAGUGAUAGAAAAUCUGGACCUAUCUAAUGUGAAAGAAGAAUUGCCAAAGCUGCAUAGCACAUAUACAGGUGCUUCUGAAAAAGAAGCUGAAAUAGAAUUUCUCAAGAUUUGCCAAAGGCUGACAGAAUAUGGUGUACAUUUUCAUCGUGUGUUGCCAGAAAAAAAAUCUCAGACUGGAAUUCUGCUAGGAGUUUGCCCCAAAGGAGUUCUUAUUUUUGAAGUUCACAACGGUGCCCGAAUGCCUGUCCUUCGUUUCCCAUGGAGAGAAACAAAGAAAAUUUCCUUCAGUAAAAGAAAGGUAACUCUGCAGAACACAUCUGAUGGUAUAAAGCAUGCGUUCCAAACUGAUACGAGCAAGACUUGCCAAUACUUGUUGCAACUCUGCUCUUCACAGCACAAAUUCCAGCUCCAGAUGAAAGCCAGGCAAAGCAACCAAGAUGCUCAGGAAAUUGAAAGAGCUUCCAUUAGGAGUCUCAGCCUCUACCCUGAUUCUGUGAAAGGAUUUAACAUGGGACGUGCCAUCAGUACCAACAGCCUGGCCAGCACCACACUGAACAGGCUUGCGGUUCGGCCAUUGUCAGUCCAAGCAGAGAUUCUCAAAAGACUCUCCUAUUCAGAAUUGUCCCUUUUCCAGCCUGCACAAGGGUAUUCCCGGGACAAAAAUGAGAAGACAUCAUGGGAGGAAAGGCCCAAGAUUAUGAGCAAAUCUUUUCAUGACUUGACACAAAGUCAGGUGUUGGUCAGCCCCCUUCAGAAAAAUGUUGUCACCCCUGGGAACUCCUCAUCACAGAAGGUGGAGGAAUUGAUGGGGAAGAUCUUCCAAACAGUGCCAAAAUCUAAUACUGAAUCAAUGGUUGGAGGAGCAAAACUCAACAAUUCACACUCUCAUGCAGGUUUAAAUGCCAGCCUAGAAAGAAAGAAAAAUGAAUCUGAUUCUUCGUCCACAGAAGAUACUGGCCAAGCCUUUGUAAUAGAUCAUCUCCAAACAGAGCAGAAUAUAGUGUCAUUACCAGAAAGGGAGAUCAACUUGAUCAACUUGAAAAAAGAUGAAAAACAUAGCUUAGGGUUUCAGAUAACUGGUGGGGAGAAGACUGGAAAAUUUGAUCUUGGAAUUUUCAUCCAUUCAGUAACUCCUGGAGGACCAGCUGAUUUGCAAGGAUCAUUAAAACCAGGAGAUCGCCUGAUUUCAGUAAACAAUGUGAGUUUGGAAGGGGUCAGCCAUCUUGCAGCAUUAGAAAUAAUUGAGCAUGCUCCAGAAAAUGUGACCCUUGUCGUUUCUCAACCUAAGGAGGGACCAGUUAAAGCAACAUCCAGUCUUCUAAGAAAGGGAUAUUUUAAAAAGUCUUCCUUGAUGCCAGACCAUGAGGCUGAGUCCUCUUCAGAGGAACACAACUGGCCAGUGAGCCAUCGGAGACCCACCUCUGGGAGUGUAUCUGGUCUUUGCCCGGGCAAACAUGAUGGGAGCCUCAGCUCCCAAGAUUCCCGGACUGAGAGUGCCAGCCUGUCCCAGAGCCAAACCAACAACAGUUUUGGCAACCACAUCAAUGACCAGCAGGAAUCGCAACUUUGCGGUAAUCCCCACCUGGGCCCUCCCAAAUGCAGUGAGAGGAACGGAUCAUCCUCAGAGACCAAUGUGAUCAAACCAACUGGAAUGCCAGAGACCCCUGACUGUUCUGACCGAGGGGAUUCCGACAUGGAUGAAGCCACUUACUCCAGCAGCCAGGAGCAAACGGCAUCGAAAAAGGAACCUUCCCUGGUGAAUUUGUCCAACUGCAUGAAUUCUAAAACUCCCCUUAAACCUGGAGAUAUCUUUGAAGUCAAACUGGCCAAAAAUGAGAACGGCUUGGGCAUAAGUGUCACGGUACUGUUUGACAAGGGCGGCGUGAACACCAGUGUGAAGCAUGGAGGGCUUUAUGUAAAGGCAGUUAUUCCUAAGGGAGCAGCCGAAGCUGAUGGUAGGAUUCAGAAAGGUGACCGAGUGCUUUCUGUUAAUGGGAUUACAUUGGAAGGAGCAACACAUAAACAAGCUGUGGAAAUCCUGAGAAACACUGGCCAGGAAGUUCAUCUAGUAUUAGAAAAGGGGCAGCUUCCAGCAGCCAGAGCCCACACUCCCAUUACAUCACAGUGCACAGCUACGAACCAACCCAGUCAUAGUGCAGUCCUGGAGAAGCCUGUGAGGAAGACUUCAAGUGCCAGAGAAUACAACUUUGUCACUGAUGACAAUACAUUUGAGGUGAAACUUGUGAAAAACAGUUCAGGGCUAGGCUUCAGCUUCUGCCGUGAAGAUAGUGUCUCCCCAGAACAACCUGGUUCCAGUAUAGUCAGGGUGAAAAAGCUCUUUCCAGGACAACCAGCUGCAGAGAGUGGGCAGAUUGAAGUUGGGGAUGUCAUCCUGAAAGUCAAUGGUUCUUCUCUAAAAGGAUUAUCUCAACAGGAAGUCAUCUCAGCCCUCAGGGGAACAUCCCCUGAAGUCACCCUUCUCCUCUGCAGGCCACUUCCUGGAAUACUACCAGAGAUUGAUCCUUCUUUGUUGACCCCCAUCCAUUCCCCACCACAAGUGUCCCCCGAAACGGGCAAAGGAAAUCUGCAGCCCUCUAAUGGAGAGCAAGAUGAUAGCUCCGAUGAAAAUGAAGCCACUGACCAGAGCAAGAAGAUCAGGUCACCUUCUCGGAGAGACAGCUACAGUGACAGCAGUGGGAGCGGAGGGGAGGAAGUGAUCACAAAUGCAGCAAGCCCAGAGUGGAGUUCUGCUUUGUACCAAGCCCCAAACAAAUCAGCAGCUCAAGGACGUAUUCCUUAUGAAACACCCAGCAAACAAACAGAAGCUCUACAUGCAGUAUAUUGCUCCCCUCAUGAGUCAUCUAGGAAGCAAGGAAUGGAGAACAGUAACCCUCCAUCACCUCUGCUAAUGGAAUUGUCACCAAUACCAAACCGAAGAACCAUCACACUUAAUUUUACAGAUGAAAAAUACAGCUCUUCUAUCUCUGAGAUCGCAGCUCCGCAAAGUGGAAUGGCAUCCCUUUUCAAUCAGUUUGAAAAACAUGCGGAUGAAUAUGAACCAGAAGUGGAACUUCAUGUGGUUCUGACUAAAUCCGAGAAAGGUAGCCUUGGCUUCACAGUGACAAAGGGCAGUGACAGUACUGGCUGUUAUAUCCACGAUGUAGUACAAGAUCCUGCUAAAAGUGAUGGGAGGUUGAGACCUGGAGAUCGUCUAAUCAAAGUGAAUGAGAUAGAUGUCACUAACAUGAGCCACACAGAUGCAGUCAGUUUUCUCCGAGCUUCUCCAAAGACAGUCACACUGGUGCUUGGACGUGUUCUGGAGCUGCCUAAGAUCCCCGUGUUUCCUCAUCUGUUGCCUGACAUUAGCCUGACAUGCUCUCAGGAAGAACUAGGUAUUUCCCUUGCUGGUGGUCAUGAUAGUCUUUAUCAGGUAAUAUAUAUUAGUGAAAUCAGUCCCAAAUCUGCUGCAGCCAUGGAGGGAACACUUCAUACUUUGGAUGUCAUCCAUUAUAUUAAUGGGAUCAGCAGCCAGGGAAUGACGUUGAAAGAAGCAAAGAAGGCGCUGGAAAUAGCUCUUCCAAAUGUGAUCCUGAAAGCAACAAGAGAUGGCCAUCCAGUGUUUCCGAAAGCUAAAGAUCCUGAGUUUUUUGGUCUGAGGUCAAUCAAACAAAAUGGCCAUUUUCAGGGAGAACAUUAUGGCAAAACAAAAAUGGGACCUGAUGAUUGCAAAACUAAUGGUGAAACAAACAGCAGCCCUCAGCUGAAAAGCCUAUCCCAGGAUCCCAUCUCUAAAGAAAUGUCUCCAAGUGAUGCUGUUUUUCAGGCCUCAGAUUUUCCCAGUUACAACAACAACAAAGCAGAAGCCCAAGAUGAAGAUUCUUACGAUGAGGAUGAUCACAAUGAAGUUAUUCAGUACCUUUUAGAUGUUGUCGAUGAAGAAGCUCAGAACCUGUUAAAUCGUAGUAAUUCUGCAUCUGGGACUCAUCUUGCAGAAACAAAUGGGAAACUUUUGGAAGAGAAAUCGGAGGACACAGAUUGUGAUGGGUCAUCUUUGCCUGAAGAUUUCCCAGAGCAGACCCAAAUAAAUGGCUGUGAAGAGCAUUGCAAUGGCAAAAGGAUGUGUGAACGGUUACCUCAGCAACCCUUGAUGGGUCAGGAGGAUGAUGAUGAGAUUACAUGGGGAAGUGUUGAGUUGCCAAUUGAAUCAAUAAACCAGCAACAGUCUGUUAAAGACUGCCCAUUAAUCACCAAUGAAGAACUUGCUGCUCUUCCAGUGGUCCAAGUUCUUCCUUCAGGCAAAUACACAGGAUCCAAAUUAAAAUCAACUAUUCAGAUGUUACGAGGCUUGUUGGAACAAGGGGUCCCUUCUAAGGAGAUUCAGAAUCUUCAUGAUUUAAAGCCUUUGGAUCAAUGCUUGGUAGGCCAAACGAAGGAAAACCGAAAGAAGAAUAGAUAUAAGAACAUACUGCCUUAUGAUACCACAAGGGUGCUUCUUGGGGCCGAAGGUGGCUAUAUCAACGCCAGCUUUAUCCAGAUGCUGGUGGGGACAAAGGAAUACCUUUACAUUGCGUGCCAAGGACCCCUCCCUAAUACGGUGGCUGACUUCUGGCAAAUGGCUUGGGAACAAAAAUGCACUCUUAUAGCCAUGAUGACCCAGGAAGUGGAAGGAGAAAAAGUCAAAUGUCAGCGGUACUGGCCCAAUGCUCUAGGCAAAACCACAAUGGUCAGUGAUAAACUCCGUCUUUCUCUUGUGUGGCUGCAGCAGCUCAAAGGCUUCAUCAUUAGAAGCAUGCAGCUCGAGGACAUUCAGACAGGUGAACUUCGCCAUAUUUCCCAUUUGAACUUUACUGCCUGGCCAGAUCAUGACACACCAUCUCAACCAGAUGACUUGCUAACUUUCAUCUCCUACAUGAGGCACAUCCACAAAUCAGGACCUAUCAUUACUCACUGCAGCGCAGGCAUUGGGCGAUCAGGGACACUUAUUUGCCUUGAUGUGGUCUUGGGCUUAAUCAGCCAAGACCUCGAGUUUGAUAUCUCCGAAGUGGUGCGGCUGAUGCGCUUGCAAAGGCAUGGCAUGGUGCAAACUGAGGACCAAUAUAUUUUCUGCUAUCAAGUUAUCUUGUAUGUCCUAAAACGUCUUCAAGCAGAAGAACAGCAGAGGAACAGCUAAAAUGUUGUGCCAAGUAUACAGUUUAAAAUAUGCCCUUAGAUAAUUCGGGCAUAUUCACAUUACAGAAUGAAACUGGUUUAAAAUUCAUGCCAUUUCCAUGGGAGAUGUAGAUCCAUGAAAGAAAAAAAGAACUAUGAUAGAAAUGAUUUCACAGACUUCCUUCAAACUACAAUUCCCAAGAUUCUUUAGGAGUGGACUAUAAAGAGCUUUUGCCAAUAUUAUUCCAGUUCCUGUCUCAAUCAAGCAUCUGGUAUCACUAGCCAGGCUCCCUCCUUUACAUGGAUGUGGGCACUUGAGCAUCAUUUAUAUACAUUUAUAUUUAAUUGUGCUGCAUUUUUGCAGCUUUUUCAAGUCAUUGAAAGUAAUUGACAUGUUAAAGACAUUUUUAAAAACAUAUUCAUGUUUCUUGCAGGUCAUUUUCCAGUUACUUAUAUAAUGUGGAGGGUUUUUUAGAGGGGGGAAAUAAAAACAGUAUUUUAUCCUGGUGGAUUUUCUUACAGUGCAUUUUUACUUGACUAUUUUUCAAGUGUGUUUAUAACAGAGCUGUCUUUUUCCAACAAUUGUAAUAUUGUAGAGCUUUCUAUAGAAAAUACUUGAAAUCGGUAUUUAAGCUUUACUUAGUAGUGUAUGGGAAAAUAGCAAAUAUUUACUGUAUCACACUUUACAAUGUUUAUAUAAAGGCUUGUGUAUAUAUUUAUAUACUUUUUACAAAAAAGGUGAAUUAUCAGAUAUCUAAACUUCUAACUGCUGAAACAUUUUCCCGGUGUAAAUAAAAAGACACUUUUUAAAAUA